Physcomitrium patens is the source of this 3099-nucleotide messenger RNA. RefSeq lists its product as uncharacterized. Lineage: Eukaryota; Viridiplantae; Streptophyta; Bryopsida; Funariales; Funariaceae. The record is from RefSeq and is a predicted model, not a curated record.
UAUCCAUGCUCUCAACCAAGCUCAAAAAACCACUUGUAAAUAUUAGAUUUGUUGUUUAGAUUACAUUGAUACCUUGCAAUCCAAAUAUGAGCAAAACUAAGUUUGAACGGUAAAUGAUUUCAUCCACAUGUUUCAUUCUACCAUUUGCAUUGCUUGAAUUUGUACUUACACAUUGGCUCAUUUUAGAAGCUAAUUCUCUUUCAAAUUUGAUUUUUACUACAAUUCGUUAAUCAGAUUUUUUUGUGAAAAUUGAUUUCAUACUUAAUUAUGACUGUCACUGAAUACCCUACAGCUAUGAAUGCAAGGCAUAAUGUAAGAAACACUUGACUGGGACCCUAUUCAGUUUUAUUGAAGAUGAGCAUUCCAUGAAAUGUGAAGUAGCAAUGGAACCAGAGCCUUGACACCCGCACCUGAAUUGUAUAGUUACUCAUCGAUUACUGACUUGUGUGGGGAUCUCCAUGAACUGCCAACUCACAUGGUGAAACUGCUGCCAGUAUAAGAAGAAGCAAAUCCUCGUAAUUCUCUGAGGCAGUUUCGGCCACUGUGAAAGCACAGAACACUGGCUGCAUUUUGUUCUGGUGGGUCGAAGCUCCCAGACCUGCAUUCAGGAUGGUAACUCAAACCAGGCUGAGGUUGCAUGCAGCUAACUCCGUCGAUCGCCAUGGACAUAUCAAACAUCCACUCAGAAUCAGAAGAAUCACACUUGAAGUUGAGAUCUUGUGAGCCAUGCAGUGGAGGACCUUCAUGGCAAGGUUGCCGUUGGCAUGACGAGCAAGCCUGAGGACAAGCACAUCAUCAUCCUUCUCAACAUCAACGUCCCGAACUUCAUCUUAGUAGACAAGAUUACGACAGUUCGCACAAGUUUCUGUGCAGAGCCUCAGCUGACCUUCAGGUUUGGGGACAUGUUGACAAGUUCAUGAUGUUCGAGUGAGUUCCUUAUGGUCAUGAACGUGCUCUGAAUGGAAUUGCUAACCUUGGAAGUUAUUUGGCACGAAAUUUUGAGAGACUUUUGAGAACAAUGGGAACUGCUCUCAUGCGGAAGCAGUAUCUCUCAUGUACCGGAAUGUUGGUGGGUAAUGUUCACAACAUCGUCAUCUCAGGCGAAUGAGGAGGUCAGGGGAAGAUGAAUAUCCUGGUUGCGCAACGGUUUCUCCACAUCGUCUGAAAGCUCUGCACAUUCGCAUUGCGAAUUCGUCUCCACUGCUCACUGCUUUACACAGACUCAUCUUCUUCUCCACACUUUCGCCCUAAUUUGUGGCCAUAACCAACUCACUCAUGGCUGCAUGUUUUGCAAUGACCGGAUCCCUGCAUGUCUAUCGGUGUGUACACAAGCUGAACGACUCAUACAGCGAUGUCGCAAUCAUCGUUGAGCCAGAUCAUUGCAACUCACACGUCCGGACAUGUCUGCGGAACUUGACUUUGCCUCUUGUUCCUUGUCCUUUACUUCGGUGUUGCAGCAGCAAUUAUACCCUAUUUUCGUUAUGCAAGUAAAUUCCCCACGUACAUUUUGCAUUGAUGCCUGUUUCUUCGCUCAGCAGUUGCAUUUCCACGACGUGGUGCAUGGUGUGCUGUUGGGGUCGCUUCUUAAGUCUUCUGUCAUAAAAUCUGCUAUAGAAAACAUCAAUGUCUAACUUCACCUGGGGACAUUCUCAACAACUAUGCAAGGGGUGGAGAGAUAACGGGGUGGGAAUUGGACCACAGGCAGUACAAUCUCAAAAUUAUAUAAAAGGCUGAAAUGCAGAAUUGACGAACACGACAUCCACAGCAGCAGUAAUGAAUCCAAUCAUCAUCAACUCUGCUUCGCCGCUGGAUCGCCCAUGAAACUAUCCUUCAAACCGCCUGUCCAACCAGCCGACGAAAGAGAGUUUCACAACUUUAUGCCCCACCUAAAUGAUCAUCGCCGUAUAUUGCUGCCGUGAAGGAGUCCAAGCUACUGGUGUGUGCAUGCCCGUAGCAGUUGAAAAUGCGACGCACUUCUCCUCAGACUCAUGGCGGCAGCAGAGGAUCAGCGAGGGAGAAGGGCAAUGCUAGCGACGUGUGGGACGUGGUGUCCACAUUGGCGGAUGCGCUGAUGGACGCGCGAGACCAGCUGGUGACACUCAUGAACAGCUCCCCGAGCUAUGCAUCGCGGAAAAGUGGCGGAUCCGCUUAUCGCAACCCCACACGAGAAUGCUUGCGACACCCAGGCCAUGGCACUUGGGUACGCAAUGUCCAUCACGGGCACACUCAUGGUCCUGUCGCAUUCAGAUCCAGCUCAGAAUGUCGCUUGAACCCCAUGUCAGCGGGUGAGAGCCCUCCUUGUCAUGCUUUUGCAGAGAUAAUCGCAUCUCCAGGGAGAAGCCCCAGCACACGUUGCGCUCAUCCGCUGCACAAAAUGGACUCUAGGAGGAAAAUCUCGCCCCCCUGUUACCAGCCCCAGUUGCCAACCACAGGCAGGGAGUCGACGUGCGACAUGCUCAGCGGCAGGGACGAAGACAAUGAGAGCAUCAACAUAGCACGAGCAUGCAGCGCGAAUGCCAAUAGGCGAGCUCUCUGGCCACAGCAGAGGCGCCAUUGUGUGGGAACACAGUACGCCACUCUUCUGACACAGGAAACAUUGCAGAUGCAAGAGCGUCGCCUGGCGGGGGCGAAUUGCAGGGGUGGGAAGCCUGCAUGGAGCUGACCCUUCACCACGACCCUCUCCUCAAGUUGAUCAACUUACAUCCGUUUUCUCCGUUUCACGCAACUCUGACCUUCGGCGGACUUGUGAUUAACGAGUCUGCAUUGAUUCUCUGUCAAUCUAGUUACACGAAUUCGCAAUCUGAUCCGCCCAACGUCGCCGCAUCCAACAACAAAUCGAUGACGCCGCGUGAGUGGUUGUGGUCGCGACUGCCAUUCGAUGAAGACGGGCAACCACAUCUCAGUGUCCAGUGCCACUGCCCCCAACCUAGUUGUCCACGUCAGCAAUAAUAGGUGUUUACUGCCCACAUCAGCACUGGAAAAGAGGAUAAAGUGGGCUUUUCUCUUUUUGUGAUGGAAGAGACCCAGAUUGCCAUUUGUCUUUGGUUGAGCAUGUCCAUGUGUACCUUGUUGCUGAAAUACAACACAAACUUCAUGUCC